AUGGCGACAGGAAUGCAGGAAGAGCUCUGGUCAGAGACGUGGAAGAGACAGGCGUGCGACAGCCAAAGUGACGGCAGUUUGUCCUACCGAAGCUGUGCCAGUGCUGCUAGCAGUGAGGUGGAAAGAGGUGCAUCGAGUGCAGUAUCUGAUGGGGAGCAGCGCCCACAGGCUGCACGGGCUGCAGCGGCUGCAGUCAUUACACAGCAGGAGUUGCAGGACGUUAUCGCAGAGCUCGAGCAGAAGUGGGGCGAGUGCUGUGGCCUGUAUGUACAUGGUUCCACAAUAUUUGCUAACCAACUCUGCCCACACGACCUGGACUUGAUUGCCGUCAUCGAUCAUGCGAAGCAAGAGGUGCUGCAGGACUCGCCAGACUCGCAGUUCACCCUGGGCCGCUGUGAGGUGUCCGUGUAUGAGCGUCGAUGCUUCUUUGAGAAGCUGCAUGCCAUGGACCUGACCAUGCUGACCUGUCUUUCCACCCCAAAGCGCUUUGUGCUGAAAGAGCUCCAGGAUGAGCGCCUUCGAAACUUCGAGCUGGACCUGCGAUUGCUGGAGGAGUCUGUCACAUCCUAUGCAGAGUAUACCUGGCUGAAGGCACAGCGUGUCCUGAACGAUUGGAAGGAUCCGUACAAGUCCAGCAAGAACGCAUACUUCGUCUUUCGUGUGCUGGAGUUCGGCUGCCAGCUUGCGGAUCAUGGGCGCAUUGUUGAUCUCAAGGCCGCAAACCAUAUGUGGGACGUCAUCAAGGAGCUCUACCAGGUACUGAACAUCCAGCCGCAGGAGGAGGACGUCAUCGAGGCCGUCCUGGCCAGGCACUUCAAGGACUCCCUGGCGUGCUUCGAGGCCAAGGUGUCGGCGGCGCGCCAGCGCGAGCGCGGAGAGCGCGGAGGUUCGGAGGCAGAGGCAAAGAAGGCGGAGGAGACCCGGUCCGUGGAGGCGUCCAAGGCACCAAACUGGGACACCUGCGUCAUUUGCCUUGAGUCCACCAGCGGGUGUGGAAAGAAAGAGUUGAACCAACUAUUGCAAUCUCCAAGUGAUGCCAACGUGGCAGAAACCUGGGUGCAGCUGGUGAACUGUCGGCACUGUUUCCACACGACCUGCAUCGCUGACGCUGUUCGGGCCAGCCUCAAAGCCGACAGAACUCUGCGACACGCCGCCUGCCCCGUCUGCAGGGCCUCUGUGGUCUUCGACUUCCAGGCGAGGUCCACUUUGAGCCGACGGCGGAGGAAGCGACCUAUGUCCUUCGCGGGGUACCCGGCCACGAUCAGAAAUCCGGAAGACCGGCAUCGCGAUGGUCGUCGUGGCCGUGAGAAUCGCGAUGACCGCAAUGACCGUGGUGAUCGUGAUCACGAUCGGGUGAACACAGCAGCCCGUCCGCUACGGAACCGAGCAUAUCAAGCUCGGCGGGCAUGA
This is a messenger RNA of Symbiodinium sp. CCMP2592, 1410 nucleotides long. The record is from the annotation of a GenBank genome assembly. NCBI's taxonomy places the organism in Eukaryota, Dinophyceae, Suessiales, Symbiodiniaceae.